AUGGCCACCGCCAGGACCGUGAUCACGGGCUCCAAUGGCGAUGCGCCCGCCCUGGGGACUGUCUUUGACGGCCUGAGCUUCUUCCUCGUCCAGCGAGUCCCAGCACGACCUCGAUUCAUCGCCGACAUCGAAGCGAACGGCGGCCGCGUUGUCAAACUCGAAUCCCAAGCGGACUACAUCAUAGCAGAUCACGCGCGCAAAGAUGCGCCAGGAGGCAGCUAUUCGUACACCCUCAUAGAAGACGCAAUCCGCAAUGGCGAGAUGCCCGAUCCCGCCGAACAUAUCGCAGGCCGAUCAGUCGGCGAGGUGAGGCCUGUGGGCUCGGGGGCGCCAGCGAAGAAGACACGGAACAAAUUCACCGCGGAAGAGGAUAGGAUACUGUGGCAAUGGGUGGAGAGGUGCAAGGCAGAGGGUGCAUCGAUCAAGGGCAACGAUCUCUACAAGAAACUCGAAGUCCUCCACCCCGAACACACAUACCAGGCAUGGCGCGAUCACUACUUGAAAAAGCUGAUGGACCGGCCUCCACCAGGUGCACAGGUGACAGUCUCAGCAAACCCGCCGCCAAGUCCGCCAGAAGAUACAGCCGAGACUGAAGAGCAAGCGAAAUCCAAUCCACGACACUCGAAGCGGAAAGUGGAAUUGGAAACACACGACGACAAGCCGGAACUUCAUCAAGAGGAACCGGUAGACUUCAAUGAAGAAGACUUUGCUCUUCUACUGGAGAAUGCAGGCGAUAUUGAGACAUUAAUACCAGGUACAUAUGGGGAAGCCUGGGAGGCUUGGGCACGAUCGCGCGAGACACACAGCGCGACAGCAUGGCGAUCGUUUUAUGAAAACAAUGUUCGACCAAUAUACUUGAAAGAACUCGACAAGGAACGAGAUGCGGAAGAUCGGCAUUCUGCUGGCCGCAAGGAACCUGCCGAAACACCCUCCAAGCGUAAGCGAGGCCUUUCGAGUUCACCAGUAGAACCUGGCUCACGCUCUAAACGACGCAGAGCUGAAUCGUCUGGUCCCCCCGACCCCAAUCCUGAGCAGGGUCCCGAGGAACUCAGAGCCGCUGAAAUGCAACCGCGGGUGGAGGAUGAGGCAAUUGUUGACGAUCUCCCCAUACCAAGUGCGACAUCGAACUCAAGAAACGCCGAGGGCGCUGCGCAUGAGGAAACCAUGAGCACUGACCAUGAUCCGCAAGAUCCACGAUCCCAGUUCGAUGGAGCUGCCGAAUUACCACGCCAGUCUGAAGGUCAUCCCGUGAUUGCACAGAGCACCGGGGGAAACAUUCGAUCUGAUCAGUUUCUCACUUCGGAGGCCAACCGCGCUGCUGAGUCGCAGCUUCUAGGUAGAAUCGCUGACGCGGCCUCAGCAGCGGGUGACAUGACCGCUUCGGAUAGCAUUCGAACUCCUCAGGGCGAGGAUGCUCUUCAAGAUAAUGUGCAAACAUCAGAGGGCAAUCUUCAAGCAGACGUGCAAAUGCAUGAUGAGCAAAGUGCCGAUUCUGCGGCUCAGCCGAACAUGGGGGCCGCUGAACCUGCAACUGACGCAACGAAGCAGCAAGCCUCUGAUGGAAGUCGGCCAGGCGCCCCGGAGAAGAUGCUUGAGACUCUUCAGAGAAUCAAUCAACAACAGAGCUCGAGAGAUGACCCUCCUGAUGCCGAACGAAUGCAGCGUGUGCAGCCUGACUGGACCGAAGCCGAGGACGAAGUAGUGCUGAGAGGUACUGGGCAGAACUGGAACGCGAAGAAAGUCAUUGAUAACCUACCUGCUGGCAGCAUGCGAACAGUGAGCGCGGUUAGAGCACGGCGAUCAAUACUUGUGGAAGAACAGCGGGAUGAUCACGUUUUGUAUUCUCAAAACCAACCGGAGAACGCUUACUCAGCAUGGAGCAAGCCUGAGGACGACGUGGUGCUCAAAGGAAUGCGACUGCAUUGGGAAGCCCGGCGGAUAUUCGACAACCUACCCCAUGCCACAAAUCGCACUACGACAGAUGUCCGGAAUCGACGAGCGAUAUUGAGGAAUAAGUAUGGAGACAAACUUCUACUUGUCAACAGCGACGACGAGAGUAGCAGUAGUGGAGAGAGCCAGCUCAACAAGGAUGAUCAAGGCGAAGGCGAGGAGGAAGAAGAUGUCGUACCGCUCGCAAACGUGCCAGCAGCCCCUGCUAUUACCAGCGCGAAGAUGGACAGCUCUGCGAUCCCCACAAGCCAACGUCUAACUGCUGCUAAUUUGGCUCAACAUUACAAGACUUACCAGCCUCGCGGUGCUGACCUUGAGGAGGAGGAUGACGAGAAAGACCAAUUUGAGUACAUUAGAUCGCUUCAAGGCAUUCUCGGGACCACACAAGGCGCCGAAGUGCUUGAAUUUGAGAAAGAAGAUGACGUCGCUGCGCAAGACGAAAUUGAUGAUCCAGAAGGAGGCGCCUUUGAUGGGGAGUUGCCAAUGUCUUCGGACCAAGAAAUCCAGGACGUAUUCGAAGAUGGCUUGAAAUGGCCAGCGUCACCUGAGCAACGCCAAAAACAGCCAGAAGGUCUAGAACGCCGAUUCGAGACGCAGGUAUCUUACCCAAAACUUCCGCAACAAUCACAAGAAAGCGAUCUCCAGUUUUCGAGCCAGCCGUUGCUGUCUCAACUUCAUCAAAUUCAUCCUCCGCAUGGAGGUGAGCAACUACGAGUGCAAGAUCCCAGCUACCCGCAGGAGGACGCUCUCAAUGAAAUUGCUGCUGAUGAAGAGGGUGGUUUGCUUGCUCAAGGUGACGAAGAGGGCGAUGUCGAAGACGGAUUCGAUGAGUUCAUCGACCUGUCUAUUCCUGAGCCACAGGGUGGGUGGGAAGAUGAGCCAGACCAGCAAGUCGCGCAAGACGCUGGAGCCGCCGGACAAGACCAAGCCGAGCCGAUCGAAAUUACCUCCAGCUCAUCCGAAAGCUCCUCUUACCAUGGCUCUGAGGAUGGAGAUCGAACGCUUACGCAAAGUCACGCUCAUGCUGUCGAAACGCAAGACAUUCUGAAUGCGGAGACUCAGGCGCCUGACCUGAGCAUGCUACUUCCACCAGAUAUAGAAGACGACAUGGGGGAGGAGGAAGACUUUGGAGAGCCAAGACCUCGCCCUCGACAGCAGCGUGUGAGCAGCGGCGGUAGUGGCCUCUUCGUCUCACAACAGGAAUCUGAACCUGGACCCGAGUCCCAGACAAGCACCCCUGAUCUCGACGCCUGGAUCGCCACGAUGGAAGUCCGAGGAUUCAAAACAUCGGACGUCAUUCGAGCUCUGAAAUGUACUUCCAUGGAUCCUGACCUGGCGGAACUGAUUUUGCGAGAGGAAAAGGCCGGUAUGGGGUUUCCGAAAGAUGUUCCGGGCAUUUGGUCCGAGGACGAAGAUAGGGUAUUGGAAGGGGGGAAUGCGAUUGCUAUCAAGGCAUUGGUGAAAAAGCAUGGUUGGGACGGAUAUGAUGCGAGGAGGGAGUUCUUGGAGGAGUAUAGAGCCGAGUGA
Messenger RNA from Lecanosticta acicola, 3477 nucleotides. NCBI's taxonomy places the organism in Eukaryota, Fungi, Ascomycota, Dothideomycetes, Mycosphaerellales, Mycosphaerellaceae. The record is from the annotation of a GenBank genome assembly.